Molecule: messenger RNA, 1754 nt
Organism: Lemur catta (Ring-tailed lemur)
Lineage: Eukaryota; Metazoa; Chordata; Mammalia; Primates; Lemuridae
Gene: CHRNB2
Product: cholinergic receptor nicotinic beta 2 subunit
Exons: 6
Coding region: 142-1650 (502 amino acids)
Biological process (GO): nervous system process; monoatomic ion transmembrane transport; signal transduction
Cellular component (GO): synapse; postsynaptic membrane; neuron projection
Molecular function (GO): acetylcholine-gated monoatomic cation-selective channel activity; transmembrane signaling receptor activity
Source: RefSeq, a predicted model, not a curated record
UGCUUCUUGAGCCGCAGGGACCGCCCGGCGGCCGGCACCGCCUGGCCCAGCUCCCGGCGGGCGCGGCUUCAGCACCACGGACAGCGCCCCGCCCGCGGCGCUCGGGCCGGUGCGGGCAAGGCAGCAAGCUAUGCCCGCGGCAUGGCCGGGCGCUCCAGCCCCAUGGCGCUGCUCCUCAGCUGCGGCCUCCUCGGGCUGUGCUCAGGGGUGUGGGGUACAGAUACAGAGGAGCGGCUGGUGGAGCAUCUUCUGGAUCCUUCCCGCUACAAUAAGCUUAUCCGCCCAGCCACCAAUGGCUCUGAGCUGGUGACAGUACAGCUUAUGGUAUCACUGGCCCAGCUUAUCAGUGUGCAUGAGCGGGAGCAGAUCAUGACUACCAAUGUCUGGCUGACCCAGGAGUGGGAGGAUUAUCGCCUCACUUGGAAGCCUGAGGAGUUCGACAACAUGAAGAAAGUUCGGCUCCCUUCCAAACACAUCUGGCUCCCAGAUGUGGUCCUGUAUAACAAUGCUGACGGCAUGUAUGAGGUGUCCUUCUAUUCCAAUGCUGUGGUCUCCUAUGAUGGCAGCAUCUUCUGGCUGCCCCCGGCCAUCUACAAGAGUGCCUGCAAGAUUGAAGUAAAGCACUUCCCAUUUGACCAGCAGAACUGCACCAUGAAGUUCCGCUCAUGGACAUAUGACCGCACGGAGAUUGACCUGGUGCUCAAGAGUGAUGUGGCCAGCCUGGACGACUUCACACCCAGUGGCGAGUGGGACAUUGUGGCGCUGCCCGGCCGGCGCAAUGAGAACCCUGACGACUCCACCUACGUGGACAUCACGUAUGACUUCAUCAUUCGCCGCAAGCCACUCUUCUACACCAUCAAUCUCAUCAUCCCCUGCGUGCUUAUCACCUCACUGGCCAUCCUGGUCUUCUACCUGCCGUCCGACUGUGGUGAGAAGAUGACGCUGUGCAUCUCCGUGCUGCUGGCGCUCACGGUCUUCCUGCUGCUCAUCUCCAAGAUCGUGCCUCCCACCUCCCUUGACGUGCCACUCGUUGGCAAGUACCUCAUGUUCACCAUGGUGCUUGUCACCUUCUCCAUAGUCACCAGCGUGUGUGUGCUCAACGUGCACCACCGCUCGCCCACGACACACACCAUGGCGCCCUGGGUUAAGGUGGUCUUUCUGGAGAAGCUGCCCGCACUCCUCUUCAUGCAGCAGCCGCGCCACCACUGCGCCCGCCAGCGCCUGCGCCUGCGGCGUCGCCAGCGUGAGCGUGAAGGUGCUGGCGCCUUCCUCUUCCGCGAAGCCCCCGGGGCCGACUCCUGCACGUGCUUCGUCAACCGUGCGUCCGUCCAGGGCUUGGCCGGGGCCUUCGGGGCCGAGCCCGCCCCUGCGGCCGGCCUGGGGCGCUCAGGGGGGCCGUGUGGCUGCGGCCUCCGGGAGGCAGUGGACGGCGUGCGCUUCAUUGCGGACCACAUGCGGAGCGAGGACGAGGACCAGAGCGUGAGUGAGGACUGGAAGUACGUCGCCAUGGUGAUCGACCGCCUGUUCCUCUGGAUCUUUGUCUUUGUCUGUGUCUUUGGCACCAUUGGCAUGUUCCUGCAGCCUCUGUUCCAGAACUACACCACCGCCACCUUCCUCCACGCAGAUCACUCGGCUCCCAGCUCCAAGUGAGACCGUCCUCGUCUCCAUGCUCCUUCACCCUUGCCCUCUGUCGUACAAUAGGGUGGGUGGAGGAUGGACAAGUGUGCUGCCACGAAGAGGGGCACUGCCCCUGC